AUGAAGGUCCAAUGGGCUCAUUUGCUCGUCGGGGCCUCCUUUGGGACGGUGAACGCUAUGAGCUCCUACAUGAUGGAGGCUAUGAAUUCUGGUCGUGUUUCCGGCUACGGAAAAUACGAUAACCCUUCAUGGCAACCUUUGUUCAAUGACGAAUCCCCUCCGUACCAAGGCAUCCGAGUGCCCCGCACGGAAUGGAAGCUACAGUGCAGCACCUCCCGCGACGGGAACGAAUGCCAAAAUGCCAUCGAUGGCACAAAUACCACGUCUUGGUAUAGCACUGUUGCACGUGGCUCCCAUAAUAUCACAAUCGACAUGAAGAAAACGUACACGGUCAAUGCCCUGGUGAUUUUGCCACCUCUUGAUGCUGCCCAGGAUCAAUUGAUCACGGAACAUGAAGUCUACAUUAGCAAAGAUGGAGAAAGCUGGAAGGGUCCGGUUGCAUACGGCAUGUGGCCGGACUCGAACAGACAGCGCAUGGCCGCGAUUGAGCCAGUCUAUGGGCGAUACGUCAGGCUGGUCGCCAACGCUCAAGCAGCCGAGCCCUCCUCGGUUGGAAUCUCUGAACUCAAUAUCUAUGCUACCCUGUACACCAUUCCUCAGGAUCCCAAACGUGGCAUAUGGGGCCCAACUGUCAACUUUCCCGUUGUCCCAGUUUCCGGUGCCCAGGAGGCAUCUGGCAACAUUGUUCUGUGGUCAUCGUGGGCAUCCGAUCACUUUCACUCUACGCCAGGGGGCAAGACCGUUAUGAGUCGAUGGAAUCCACUCAACAAUACUGUGUCUAAGCGUAUUGUGACCAACACCCAGCAUGAUAUGUUUUGCCCUGGUAUCUCGAUCGACGGUACUGGUCUAAUGGUUGUCACGGGUGGCAAUGAUGCAUCGGAGACGAGUUUGUACAAUUCGACAGCUGACAUGUGGGUUAAAGGGCCCCCAAUGAGACUCCGACGCGGAUAUCAGGCAUCGGCCACAAUGUCCGACGGCCGUGUGUUUGUGAUUGGGGGUUCCUGGGCGGGAGGCUCAAAUGUCGAUAAAGACGGCGAAAUCUGGGAUCCGUACACUCAGACCUGGACUUUGCUUACAGGAGCUAGUGUUAAACCUAUGUUAACCAACGACAUGGAAGGUCCCUGGAGAGCAGAUAACCACGCAUGGCUCUUUGGCUGGAAGAAAAACACAAUUUUCCAGGCCGGUCCUAGUAGAGCUAUGAACUGGUACUAUACCGAAGGAAAAGGCAACUUUAAGCCCGCCGGUGACCGCCGAGAUGACGAUGAUGCCAUGUCUGGCAAUGCCGUUAUGUUUGAUGCUAUCAAUGGAAAGAUUUUGACCUUUGGAGGUUCCCCAGAUUAUGACAAAUCUUGGGCCACAAGCAACGCCCAUAUUAUCACCAUCGGUGAGCCUGGUGAAAAGCCGACCGUCCGGCCAGCUGGUCAAAAUGGUGUGAUGCAUUACGAGCGCGUCUUCCACACUUCGGUGGUCCUCCCAGACGGCAAAGUGUUUAUUGCUGGAGGCCAGACAUUCGGUGUCGCGUUCAAUGAAGAGAAUGUGCAGUUCGUGCCCGAAAUUUAUGAUCCUGAAACCGAUACGUUCAUCCAGCUCCAGGAGAACAACUUUGUCAGGGUUUAUCAUACUAUAUCUAUCCUGCUUCCCGAUGGCCGGGUGUUGAAUGGUGGUGGUGGUCUUUGUGGUAACUGCUCUGCCAACCACUACGAUGCCCAGAUAUUCACGCCACCGUAUCUUCUCACCGAGACUGGAGAGCUUCGUACCCGACCAGAGAUUUUGUCUGGUGUACCCGAAAUUGCGAAAGUUGGCGGGAUAUUUGCUUUCCAGGCCAAUGGUCUACUCGUGAAUGCUUCUCUGGUUCGUCUAUGCACUACGACACACACAGUUAAUACCGACCAAAGACGGAUUCCUCUUCGACUUAUCCCUCUUCCUCGCAGAAAAUCCUCUUAUGGUAUUAGACUUCCAGAUGAACCCGGAAUUCUCAUCCCUGGUUACUGGAUGCUAUUUGUUAUAGACCAAGAUGGUGUGCCCAGCAUUGCCAAGACCAUCAUGAUCACCGUGAACAACAAGAAUACUCUGGACACGCCGCAAGAAUUACUUGAUGAGUUCCAUGAGGCCGAGAACAGCAAUUGCGAGGGAGGACGAAAAUCUUACUGGCCAUUUUGGAAGCCAACACUGAUUAUGCAGAUCUUGCGUCGGGGCUGA
This is a messenger RNA of Penicillium expansum, 2199 nucleotides long. Its product is annotated as Galactose oxidase/kelch, beta-propeller. NCBI's taxonomy places the organism in Eukaryota, Fungi, Ascomycota, Eurotiomycetes, Eurotiales, Aspergillaceae. The record is from RefSeq and is a predicted model, not a curated record. Gene Ontology annotation, molecular function: protein binding. The transcript has a single exon. Bases 1 to 2199 code for a protein of 732 amino acids.